Molecule: messenger RNA, 405 nt
Organism: Penicillium pulvis
Lineage: Eukaryota; Fungi; Ascomycota; Eurotiomycetes; Eurotiales; Aspergillaceae
Product: DNA-binding protein
Exons: 4
Coding region: 1-405 (134 amino acids)
Cellular component (GO): cytosol; nucleus
Molecular function (GO): DNA binding
Source: RefSeq, a predicted model, not a curated record
AUGGCAGACUCAGAGCUGGAAGAGAUCAGGCGAGCUCGUCUUGCACAGCUUCAACAGGGCGGUCCCCGCGGAGGACCCAGCCAAGAUGGCGGCCAGGAAGAACAGCGAAAACAAGCUGAAUCCGACCGCCGUGCCUCUAUUCUUAGCCAGAUUCUCGAGCCCGCCGCCGCAGACCGUCUCGGUCGUAUUCGUCUCGUCAAGGAAUCGCGCGCAAACGACAUCGAGAGCCGACUCAUCAUGCUAGCUCAGUCUGGCCAGCUACGACAGAAGGUUUCCGAGGACCAGCUCAAAGAGCUUUUGAAUGCGGUUGCCGAGAACCAGCGCAAGGAGGAGGAAGAACACAAGAUCGUGAUCACCCGGCGCAAAGGCGGCUGGGACGAUGACGACGAUCUACUUGACCUGUAA